AGUUCGAGGGACCGGAUGUGACGGAGGCGACGGGGCUCGCUCCGCGGCCAGCGUGGGCAGGGUGCAGCGAUCUAAAGUCCCCGCCCCUCCCCUCGCCCCCGGCCGUGCGCCAGGCGCCUGCUUCCGUUUGCGAGGGGGAAGGCGGCGGCGGCGGGGGCGGGGGCCCGAGCCCGCGCCCGCGGGCGAGGUUUUCAAGAUGUCGGGCCAGAGAAAAUGCCCUGAUUGUGGCUCCUGUGAAAUUGUGGAGGAUGCACAUUAUGCUCAGAACCAACUGGUGUGUGCUGACUGUGGGUUUAUCCUCACCGAGGGGCUCUUGACAACCACUUUCCAAGAUGAAGAACAUUUACAAGAAGUGACGUAUUCACGGAGUACUGGCCAGAAUGAGCAGCUGAGCCGCUGUAAGCUACGAGGGAUCAAGCGUGUCCAGGAUCUCUGCAAAGUCCUCUAUCUCCCAGCUGUGUUUGAAGAGACAGCCCUGUCCUAUUUCCAGCGAGCAAUUGAACACCCCUCCUUCCAUUUAGUCAGCUUGGAGAAGAAGGAGAUUCUGGUAGGCUGCUGUGUCUUUGUCACGUGCCGGCAGCGCAACUGGCCCCUGACCAUGGGUACUAUCUGCUCCCUGCUCUACGCGGACAAGGAGUUGUUUGCCAGCGUCUAUCUGUGCGUCCUGAAAGAGCUUGAACUGGAUGUGCCAGCCCUGAGCCUGACAGAUCUGGUGAAAACACACCUUAACAGUUUCAAGCUGUUCCAGAGUUCAGCCAACGUUCCUGCUAAAUUUGCUGAGGACAAGGAAAAGAUGGUUGCCCGAACAAUCCAGAUUGUGGAGCUGGCCAGUGAGACGUGGCUGGUGACAGGCCGGCAUCCCAUUCCCAUCGUCACUGCUGCAGCCUACCUUGCGUGGCAGUCGCUGCAGCCCGUGGGGCGCCUGACAUGCACCUUCCCUCGCUUUUGUAAGUUGGCGGGCACAGACCUACCCCCACCAGCCCACCUGCGGCUGAAGGAGCUUAACGACAUCCUCCUGAGAAUGGCCUCCCAGCUGGCCUGGCUGCGUGUGCUCAAUGUGGACAAAAAGACUGUGGUCAAACACAUCGGGGACCUGCUCCAGCACCGACACUUCCUGCUGAGAAGCUCCUUUAGCUUAGGAGACACUGAGGAUCAAAGUGCCACAGCAGCAGGUGAUGGCUCUGAGUGUUCACCACAAGCUGCAGGGGGCUCGACCCAAGCGGAGGGCUGCCACCCCGGGGGCAAACAGAAAUGCAGCAGUGUACAGAGGCCUUUGCUGCCACCAUGCCUUAUAAACCCCAGGAAGAGACUUCGAACAGUAGCUCUGAGCCCUUCAGACCAGGCUAUCACUGGAGAUGAGGCCAUUUCGGACAGUGAAAUAGAGCAAUACCUGCGGAGCCAGGAGGAGAUGCAGGAGUUCAGCAAGGCCCAGGCCUGGCACUGAACUGAGCUCCCAAGAGCAACAUGGACAGAGGAACUAAGAACUAGCCAACUGAAGUAAAGGUAUGAAUUCUACAGCACAGCUGUCUGUGUUGUGCUGGUAGCAGACAUUCUUCCCACUGGAGAAAUAGGAUAAUGGGGUCUCUUAAGUAUUCCAUGCUAUGGGAAGGAGUUGUAAGUAAAUGAUGACAUGCUCUCCUAAUUCUGCCGGGGCAAAAAAUUAAAAUACCAGAAUGACUCGCUAAAUGAGACUUUCCUAGGGAAACUGUUUGAUUUGUUAAAAAUAAUCAUCGCAGCUACCAGAAAUGCCUUCAGGAUGUUCUCUUACCAAUUUAGUUAGUUUGUUGAAAUCCAGAUGUUCUCCAGUAUUGUCCCGGUGCAGCCCUUACAAGUGAGUCUAACUUGUCUGUGUACUGAUUGAAGGUGGUGCUAGCAGUGUGGGUAAGUAAUUCUAUUUUGCCUAUCAGUAGAAGCAUUCAGAUUUCUUGCUGUUGUAUCUGGGUAUGAUAAUUCCAGCUUGACAAAAAGGCUGUUAAUCUGUGUGGUUUUGGUUAGGACUAAUUCCUUUGCAUUCCCUGCACUAAGAUGUAGGAUUAUUUGAAUAGGGCAGCCAGCUCGUUUCUCAAGGCUGCUCAGUGGCACACAAGCCUUUUAUUAAUUAUUAUAGAGCAAAGUCAGGGUUAUGCAUCCCCAUUUGGAAGUGUGGAGGAGAAAGAGAGUACUUUUUUCCUGUCUAAAACAGAGUAACACUUGGUGCAAGCUCAGUGUUCCAAGCUUGCUGUUUGGCACUUGGUUCAUUUGAGUUCCUUCCAGCGAAGUACGACCCUGCCAUUUUGUUCCACUAGAGCUCAGCUGCAUUGUUUGUGAUUACUAGAACUGCCACUUUCAUUUACUGUUAAGGCUUUUUUCAAAAUGCAGUGCCCAUUUCCCUUGGUGAGCAAUAUGAACUACCUGUGUGGGCAUCAUGCUAUGAGAUCUAAGUCUUGGGGCCACUGCCCUGGGGACAGAUAGUGGGUUGGGUUGGAUAUUAGAGACAUCCCUAAUGAUACCGUUGGGAAGCUAACAUUGCCCUUUGCCUAAUAAGGAAAACAGUUCUGACCUUGGCUGUUAAAUUUAUUAUGUGAAGCUGCUGGAAUUUUGAAUCCUUUCUUUAUAUGAUUAUGGCACCAUUUGUUGAUAUCUAAGUACAGCCAAAUUCAAUAAAAGAAAGUGUGCUGAAGGGUCUGUUAUUGUAUAAGGGACUAAGGGCCUAAAACAAGCAACGUCACUUCUCAGUAGAUUUGCAAAUCUUUAAUAUAUUAAAACAAAACAUAUUUGCUAGAAACAUUUGGUUUAUAUAAAAAAAAUGCAACUCCCCCCCCCCAACCCUUUAAACACAUUUUCUUUGGCACUUUUCCCUCCCUCAUGUAUAUUGCAGGAAGCUCUGUUGAUAUGUCAUUUGCUUGUUAUGUAAACAGACAAAAUAAGUGUAAUACAAAGCUUUUAUAAUACUGUCACAGUGCAGCAAGCAUAUAACAAGUUCAGCAUCAGAUUCAAAUUGUAUUAAAUACAAAGCACAUUUAAAAAGUAAUUUGAAUUAGGGGGAAGUCUAUCAAGGCUGGGGGGUAGUAGCACUGCUGUGUAAGCCCAUUGGUCUUUCAGCAAUAGAGGGGGUUCAGAAUGGAGAGGAAGAAAUAGAGGAAAAAUAUUUUAAGUGCUUUAUAAUCCUUUAACUCCUGCAUCUUUCCACCCCAAUCUCUUAGAAAUGGUGUGGACAUGAGUGCUGGCUCCAUGCAUGCCUUCUAGCACUUCAGUCUGUAACUAACCCUGGGGAGGUAGGUAAGUGUUGAUACCCAUGUUUACGGGGGCACAGAGGUUGUGACUUGCCUUCAGCCACAAAUGGGAGUCUGUAUCAGAGCUGGGCUUGGACACAGGACUAAAGCCAGGAACCUCUAAGGCAAUGUGCCCCACUCUUCUAAUCCUCCUUUGAUUUCAAGUGGGACAAAAGCAGCCACAAUAGCAGGAGAACUAAGGCCCUGGGUCUCCCUGCUGACUAUAGGAA
Messenger RNA from Dermochelys coriacea (leatherback sea turtle), 3481 nucleotides. It is a transcript of the gene BRF2, whose product is annotated as BRF2 RNA polymerase III transcription initiation factor subunit. The record is from RefSeq and is a predicted model, not a curated record. Gene Ontology annotation, cellular component: nucleus; transcription preinitiation complex. Gene Ontology annotation, molecular function: TBP-class protein binding; RNA polymerase II general transcription initiation factor activity. Lineage: Eukaryota; Metazoa; Chordata; Testudines; Dermochelyidae. Gene Ontology annotation, biological process: transcription initiation at RNA polymerase II promoter; transcription preinitiation complex assembly. The transcript is spliced from 5 exons. Bases 197 to 1444 code for a protein of 415 amino acids.